Molecule: messenger RNA, 2331 nt
Organism: Synchytrium microbalum
Lineage: Eukaryota; Fungi; Chytridiomycota; Chytridiomycetes; Synchytriales; Synchytriaceae
Exons: 14
Coding region: 1-2331 (776 amino acids)
Source: RefSeq, a predicted model, not a curated record
AUGAAUGGACUUGACGAUGACGACGUCAGAUCUACGACAUCUGAAGUAUCCUUACUAGAACAACUCUCGAGAUCAGAACGCAUCACAGGGGGACGUGUACAACUAGAUUGGAGUACUCUACCGCCGGACAUUGGUCCCAUCUUGCCUGAUUCCGUCAACAAUAGGACGAAUAGAUCGUUCGUGAAUACGGCGUCAAAUACUAGACCAGCAACCAACACAAGACUACCACCACGACCACAACAAGCCGAAAGUCAACCACCUCCUAAACCAACAGUUCUUCCAUCUCCACCUAUAGAUCCACCAUCGAAUACACCAAAAGAACAAGAAAAGGAUAAAAAGAUUUAUAAUUUCCAUCAAUGUCAUUUCGAGAUUGUCAGGAAACGGGAUUUGCUUGGUGAUGAUUCGACGAAUGAAGGGCUUGGGAAUAGUAUGCAGAGUACUGGUGCUGGUGCUAGUAGAGGCAUGUCUCUUGAACGUGGUACUUCUGAGGAUGCACGAGAAGAUCAACAAGAUCUAGAUGAUUUAUUAGGUCGUUUGAAUCGGAUACGGAACGAGGAGCCUGUUAUUAGUGUAGAAAGUGGUGGAGGAGAAGUCUUGCCACAAGAUCCAGAUAUGACGAUGGAUGACUUGUCAAUUCCAUCACAGCCCAACGGGUUUGGUGAUUCAAUGAUGUCUACCAAGAGCAAGACAAGAGGAAUGGACUCAUUCGCAAGACAUGAGCCGUCAUUCAGAGCGUCGAUACGUUCAUCGACAAGGUCAUCGUUCCUGAAUGUGGAAACCGCGUCACAUCUACAUGCUGAACUAUCAGAUCUAUCAGCUCAACUGAAGGAGAAAUCAGACAUGCUGCAUCAACGAGCUCGAGAUCUAGAUGCUAGAGAACUCAAAUUGAAGGAAGCUAGUCAGCGUAUGAAUGAUGAUGUUGUGAAACGCGUUGGUGUUGAGGUUGAGAAGCGGGAGCAGGCAUGGAAGAAGGACGCCGAAACAAUAAUCCUAAAAUACGACGAAGCACUCCAAGAUUUUGCCAAAGAAAGCAAACGAAUGUCAUCAUCAGUCCGUGAACUAGUCACCGUAAACCGCUCUCUCCGCGCCCAACUGAAAGACUCUACACUCGACACCGAAUCUCAAAGCACAGUCAUACAAGAUCUCACAUCUCAAUUGAAGCAAGCUAGAGAUCGCAAUGAGCGGUUAAAAGCAAGUUUGCAAUCUGCUAGUUUGGUCAAGCCGCUGGUUGUGGAGGUUAAGGAGAGGAAUAGAGAGAAUGACAAGUUGGAUGAGUUGAAAAGGAUUGUGCUGGCUGGGCAUAAGAGGAGCACGUAUACUGCGUGUACGCAGACGGUGGAGAAUAUGGGGAGCGGGAGUGUGUUUGGUGGUGAGGAGAGGGGGCAGGUUCGGAAGGGUGAUGUUGAGUUGAAUACGUCCAAGGACAUUCUGAUUGACUACUUGUGUGAGAUACAUCGAUGCUCCUUGCGUGAUUUUGGCAGCAAUGUUCAACAGACACAGGAUCAAGAUGAAUCGUUUAUUUCCGCUCGGAAUUUUGUUGCUGAUGAUGUUAUUGAUGCUAUGAGGAGGAAAUCUCGUGAUACCAUACUGAUUCUUUCGGGACAGAUUCUGUCAAGUAUCAUGACCAUUGUGAAACAAAAUGAACGGUGUCUCUCAUCAUAUCUCAUGGAAUUCAUACUGUCGUUUGUUCGACAUGGGAAUCUAACUAUGCAGCAGAAACAUAGUCUUUCAGACGUAAUCUUCACAGUCUAUACGAAACAUGAAAUAACAUACGAUACGGAUGACACAACCAUCGCGUUAAUGCAAAUGGUUCUUCUAUCUACUGUUGGACAAUAUAAUGUUAUUGAGGUUGUGCUGGAUGAUGUCGUGUCGAGAUUGGUUGAUGGCCAUUUCAAGCAUGUGUUUCUGGAGAAUGAUGGUGUUGAAUAUGUACAUCCAUUGCUACGGAGAAGUGAUGGGCCUAGUGUGCCGCUGCUGGCUAGUGGUGUGCUCCUAAAUCUUUGUGCUGAUGGAGAUUGGCUACCAGACUUCUUGACGCAAUGCUCAAGACCUGUCGUAGUAAACUCUUGUGCAGCAGCACUUGGACAAUGUGUUGACUCUAUCAACGGGCAUGGCGAUAAGAUGGCUCCUGUUGCUGAGAACGUGUCGGUUUUAUUGCAGAAGUUGUCUAAGAUACCCAACAAUCACAUACUCUUCCGAUCAAAUACGACACUGAUGGAUCGGUUGAGUUGUAUACUUGAUGAGGAGAACAGUGGUGGUGGUAAUGGAAGAAGGCAGUUUUCAGAGUUUCUGAUUCUUAAUGUACGGAGUAUAGUGAGGAAUCUUGCAUAG